This is a messenger RNA of Sphenostylis stenocarpa, 1641 nucleotides long. The record is from the annotation of a GenBank genome assembly. Lineage: Eukaryota; Viridiplantae; Streptophyta; Magnoliopsida; Fabales; Fabaceae.
AUGCCUACUCCUCAGAGUUGGAAAAAAGCCUAUGGCGCUCUCAAAGACACCACCAAAGUCGGUCUCGCUCAUGUCAGCAGCGACUAUGCGGACUUGGAAGUUGCCGUAGUCAAAGCCACCAACCACGUCGAGUGUCCUCCCAAAGAGAGACACCUUCGAAAAAUUUUGCUCGCAACUUCUGCUGUACGGCCUAGAGCAGACGUUGCGUACUGCAUUCAUACGCUUUCGCGUCGGUUGGCCAAGACGCGAAACUGGACGGUGGCAUUGAAAACAUUAAUUGUCAUUCAUAGGUUAUUGAGAGAGGGUGAUCCUACUCUUAGAGAAGAAUUUCUUAAUUUCUCAAGGAGGGGCCGCAUACUCCAACUUUCUAACUUCAGAGAUGAUUCUAGCCCAAUUGCUUGGGAUUGCUCUGCCUGGGUUCGUACUUAUGCAUUAUAUUUGGAAGAAAGACUUGAAUGUUUCUGGAUUCUGAAGUAUGAUAUUGAAGCUGAGCGUCUAACUAAGCCUGUUGCUGGGCAAGAGAAGGGGCACAGCAGGACAAGGGACUUGAAUAGUGAGGAACUAUUGGAGCAAUUGCCUGCUUUACAACAGCUGCUCUAUUGCCUUGUUGGUUGUCGUCCAGAAGGAGCAGCUGUUAGCAGCUAUGUCAUACAAUUUGCCCUGGCCCUGGUUCUAAAAGAAAGCUUUAAAAUUUAUUGUGCCAUUAAUGACGGCAUUAUCAAUCUUGUUGAUAAGUUUUUUGAGAUGCCCAAACAUGAAGCUAUCAAAGCCUUUGAUGUUUAUAAACGUGCAGGCCAGCAGGCAGAAAGUCUCUCUGAUUUCUAUGAAAUAUGCAAAAGAUUGGAAAUUGCUAGGAAUUUUCAAUUUCCUGUUUUAAGAGAGCCUCCACAAUCAUUUCUUGUGACCAUGGAAGACUACAUAAAGGACGCACCGCGAGUGAUUACGGUUUCAAUUGAGCCAUUAUUACUGUUGACUUACAGACCAAAUGAUGUUCCCACAAUAGAAUACGAUAAAUUAUCUGAAGAACAGGAGCCAUCUGUGCCUGUUGUUGAUGUUGCCUCAAAUUAUGAGCUUGCUCCUCCUCCUCCACCUCACAACGAUUUUGAAACUGGAGACUUACUGGGGUUGAAUGACAGUACACCAGAUGCAUCCUUGAUAGAAGAAAGAAGCGAUCUUGCCCUAGCCAUAGUCCCUACUGAAACUGAUUCACGUGCUGCUCCAGCUACAGAUUUUGAUCCAACUGGAUGGGAGCUUGCUCUAGUCUCCACUCCAUGUACAGCUAUUGCUUCAGUCAAUGAAAGAGAAUUGGAUGGUAGAUUGUCUUCUCUCAACCUUAACAGUUUGUAUGAUCAAGGAGCAUAUAGGUCUGCAAAACAAACUGUUUUUGCAGUUCCAGCCCCAAAUCCAUUUGAAGUGCAAGAUCCUUUUGUUUUGUCAAGUGGCAACCCUCCCCCACCCACUGUACAAAUUGGAGCAAUUUCUCAACAGCAUAUAAAUCCUUUCGCUCAUCACCAACCAUAUCAGCCACUGCAGAUGCGCCCAGCAAAUCCCUUUGAGGAUGCCGGAUACGGGGCCUUUCCUGUGUAUCCCGUUUCUCACCCUCUUAGUAACAAUCCAUUUGGAAGCACUGGCACGAUAUAG